Molecule: messenger RNA, 3337 nt
Organism: Benincasa hispida (wax gourd)
Lineage: Eukaryota; Viridiplantae; Streptophyta; Magnoliopsida; Cucurbitales; Cucurbitaceae
Product: kinase family with ARM repeat domain-containing protein
Biological process (GO): protein phosphorylation
Molecular function (GO): ATP binding; protein kinase activity
Source: RefSeq, a predicted model, not a curated record
AAGCAGAAUAAUUAAGGAAACCAAACCACGAAGAGACUGAGACAGAGAAAUGGAAGAGCCCCAAACACUGUUGCUUUGAUCCAAAUUUCCAAAUUCUCCAUCUCCUUCUCCUUCGAAUCACACCCCAAAUCCUUCUUCCAUUCCGUCAAAAUCAUCUUCUUCAUCCACAAUUCUUCGUCAUUUUUAGUGGGUCAACUUCUACUGGUCGGUGAAGACGAACAAAAAUGGCGUUGAAUAUGAAAACCCUCACCCAAGCCCUGGCCAAGACCGCCGCGGUGAUCGAGAAAACCGUUCAUACCACCGUCCAGGAGGUCACCGGACCCAAGCCCCUUCAGGAUUACGAGCUUCUCGAUCAGAUCGGCUCCGCCGGUCCCGGCAUGGCUUGGAAAUUGUAUUCUGCCAAGGCUCGCGAUUCUUCCCGGCCUCAGCAAUAUCCAACUGUUUGCGUAUGGGUUUUGGAUAAGAGGGUUCUGUCGGAGGCUAGGACUCGCGCGGGGUUGUCGAAGUCUGUCGAGGAUUCGUUUUUGGAUCUGAUUCGAGCCGAUGCGGGGCGGUUGGUGAGGCUGAGGCAUCCAGGUGUGGUUCAUGUGGUGCAGGCGUUGGACGAGAAUAAGAAUGCCAUGGCCAUGGUUACCGAACCGCUGUUUGCGUCGGUGGCAAAUGUUGUUGGGAAUGUGGAGAAUGUUGCCAAGGUUCCUAAGGAGCUUAAUGGUUUGGAAAUGGGAUUACUGGAAAUAAAGCAUGGUUUGCUUCAGAUAGCAGAGUCUUUAAACUUUCUUCAUAGCAAUGCACAUCUCAUUCACCGGGCUAUAUCUCCGGAGAAUGUCCUUAUCACUUCAAAUGGAGCUUGGAAACUUGCUGGAUUUGGCUUUGCAAUUCCAGCAGAUCAGACUUCAGGUGACAUGGCUACCAUGCAGGCAUUCCACUAUGCCGAAUAUGACGUUGAAGAUUCUGUGCUGCCUCUCCAGCCAUCUCUAAAUUACACUGCUCCUGAAUUAGUUAGGAGUAAAUCAUCUUUGGCGGGUUGUUCCUCAGAUAUUUUCAGCUUUGGAUGCCUUGCUUACCAUUUGGUUGCUAGAAAGCCUUUGUUUGACUGCCACAACAAUGUUAAAAUGUACAUGAAUUCCUUAACUUACCUGUCAACUGAGUCGUUUGCUUCAAUUCCUCCGGAGUUAGUUCCUGACUUGCAGAGAAUGCUAUCAUCAAAUGAGUCUUUCCGGCCAACAGCAUUGGAAUUCACGGGUUCCCCGUUUUUCCGAGAUGACACAAGGCUGCGUGCUCUUCGCUUUCUUGACCACAUGCUUGAAAGAGAUAACAUGCAAAAGUCUGACUUCUUGAAGGCCCUAUCUGAUAUGUGGAAAGAUUUUGAUCCCCGUAUAUUGCGGUAUAAGGUCCUUCCACCUCUCUGUGCAGAAUUACGGAAUCUGGUUAUGCAGCCUAUGAUACUUCCCAUGGUACUCACAAUAGCAGAGUCACAGGAUAAACAUGAUUUUGAGGUAUCAACUUUGCCAUCUCUUGUUCCCGUCCUGAGUACUGCUGCUGGUGAUACAUUGUUGCUGCUUGUGAAGCAUGCCGAUCUUAUAAUUAACAAGACCAAUCAAGAACAAUUAAUAACAAAUGUCCUGCCAUUGAUUGUUCGUGCUUAUGAUGAUAAUGAUGCUCGCAUACAAGAGGAAGGUCUGAGGAAAUCAGUUUCCCUUGCUAAGCAACUUGACACACAGCUAGUGAAACAAGCAAUUUUGCCUCGUGUUCAUGCUUUAGCUCUAAAGACAACAGUUGCUGCGGUUAGAGUCAAUGCUUUGCUGUGCUUUGGAGAAUUGGUUCAGACGCUUGAUAAACAUGCAGUUCUAGAAAUCUUGCAAACAAUUCAACGUUGUACAGCUGUGGACCGAUCUGCUCCCACGCUCAUGUGUACCCUUGGGGUUGCAAACUCAAUCCUUAAGCAGUAUGGAAUCGAAUUUAUUGCGGAGCACGUUCUUCCUUUACUCACACCUCUUCUUACAGCCCAACAAUUAAAUGUUCAGCAGUUUGCUAAAUAUAUGCUUUUUGUCAAGGACAUUCUCAGGAAAAUUGAAGAGAAAAGAGGAGUCACUGUUUCUGAUUCUGGAAUACCGGAGAUGAAAUCCACUCUGGUUUCUAAUGGCGCACUGUCCCAAUCGUCAAGCAGAGCAAGUGAUACCGUCGUUCCAACUAUAAAAAGUCGACCUGCUUGGGAUGAAGAUUGGGGGCCUAUUUCUAAGGGACAUACACCCCCUCAUAAUUCUACUAGCAAUAUCUCGUCUGCUCCUGCUGUUCUUGGUGGUCAACCCAUAACAGGAAAUUCUAUACAAACAAAUUCUGUUGUGACAACAUCUCUCUCUAGUAAUCAAACUGUUGCAUCCUGCCUUCCAGUGAAUAUUGAGUGGCCGCCCCGGAACUCUAGUGCUGGUGCACCCAGAAUAGCUGAUUCUGGGAUGCAAGCAACUGCUGGAGCAUCAUCCACUUCAAACUUGGAUGACGUGGACCCUUUUGCUGACUGGCCUCCACGCCCUAGUGGAUCAUUAGGAGGUGCUUUUGGAGCUUCCAACAAUGGGGCUGUUGGGCCAUCCAUGAACAAAUAUGUAACUAGUUCAUCCAUGAGUACACCAAACAGUUUGAACUUUCAAACGAACAGCAAUGCCAGUUGGACCGUCAACAACAAAAAUACUGGUGAACCGAUGAGACAAAAUCAUGGCUCUUCGACUUUCAACUCAAGCAGUCUGGUGACUGGGGCCCACAAUUCCCAAAGUUCUAUUGGAUUCCAGAAGCAAAACCAGGGCAUAUCAUCUCAACAUGCAUAUGAUGCGGACAAAAAAUUCACUGAUCUUGGAUCCAUAUUUGCCCCGAGUAAGAAUGAGAAUAACAUCGCACCUAGACUUGCCCCGCCUCCCUCAACUACUGUUGGUAGGGGAAGAGGAAGAGGGAGAGGGGUUUCAUCAACAUAUCGUUCUACUCAAAAUAAAUCAUCAUCUGGACAACCUCCCCUAAUGGACUUACUGUAGUGGGUGAAUUCUAUGUUUAUCAGAAAUAUUUGGAAGAUGCAGAUGUCUUUUGUAGAUUUGUCAUCUUGUGGCACCUAGAGAUGGAUUUGAUGAACUGCAUAUCAGGUAUGAGAGUAUAUUUUUUUGACCCUUGCAUGUAAAGGUUAAGUUGGGGGUGCGAGUUGAUAUUAAAGCGGUUAUUGUGUUAUGCCUGUAGCUGAUUUUUGAUAAAUGCAUUUUUUCUGUUUAUAGUCAAAAUUUGAACUAGUCUAUAUCGAAAAUUUUUUAUGCCUCUCAAAGUGUAUCAUUCAUAUAUAGUCCCACUCCCAGUUUGUGAC